UUUUUUUGCGUGCUGUCGGUGCUCAACAAGGGGACCGUUAGAUAGGGGCCCGACAACCCAACAGAAACCCUCGGAAAGCUCCUCCUUCCUUCAUGCUCGAUACUCUUCUUUGGGGUUCCGAUCAUUCACGGCAUAAUUUCGGCGAAAUUGGCACAAGGAAGUUGUAGUCGAGGUCGGAAACUCCCGAUUACUGUCUCGGAGGAGUCAAUUUCACCAAUUACUGACGUUAACCUUGCAUUAUUUGCAUACUGUUCGUCCGUGAGGAGCACAGUGGCAAAGGUCGUGCGAAGAACAGUGAAAAGCAUGAGCUUUGUCAGGAUUGAUUCGCGAAAAGAGUGUUGUCUGUCACCGGAGGACAGAGAUUCUCGACUUGGGUCUUUGUCAGGGGGGCCCUCCAGUGCUCUGUUCUGCUUCCGGAUGAAGCUUUAAGAACCGCGUUAACCACUGAUUUGGAGAGGCAUCGGCAGUGAGGUAUCAUUGUCAGCCUUCCCUCUCGAUUACUGCUUCUCGGUUGCAAAAGUUUGUUGAUUUUCUUCCUCAUCUUCUCACUGAGAGCUCACCUGGUUAUCCGGUGUCCUUGCUUCCUGAGUAAAAGCCCUGGCAAUGUAGCGCCAUUUUGCAUUGGUUUGUUCUUCAUUUUCUGCCUUGUCUGUUAUCCUUCCGGGAUUGGCCUUGUUAUCUGGUGUUCUUCCUGCUCAGUUAAUAGAGUAUCCGUGUAGCUGUGUUAUGCAGCGUGGCCUAUUUUUCUUCCUUGUCUGCUCACUCACUUUGAAUGCUUGUUAUCUGGUCAGAUGUUUCGAGAGUUUCAGAAUGGCACCGCACGUGUUUAAAAAUGUCUGUGACAUAAUUCGGUUGCGUUAUACUAGGAAUGGUAUUACGGUCCAUGAGAUGCUCGGAAUGUUCUUAUUGGUUAUUUCAUACGGUACGCUGUAUGCAAUAGUGACGGAAAUGAUCCGGUAUUCGAAGGAGACGGUGUCCCGAGCAUUUAAAAAACUUCUUCCAGGAAUACAAGAAUUAUCACACGUUUUUAUAACACAGAGGAACGUUGUUGUAAAGUCGAAAAUUGAAAAUGAUCAAAGGUGGCGUUACUUUCAGGCGAACAUAGUACCUUAUCAUGAUCGGAAUGCUAAGAUAUCACAAAAUGUACUGGUCGCUUAUUCACGCGACAUGAUGUUUACAUAUUUCAUGACGGGUUGUGAGGGUUCCGUACACGAUUCAAGAAUAUUUUUUGAAACUGCGACAUUAGAAUUAUUUCCAGCGUCGCGUGGUGGGUUUUCAAAUAUAUCGGGAUAUUUGGCUCCGUACAAGGGGGAACGGUAUCACCGAAGUAAUUUUCCUCAGCACAAUCUGCCAACAUUAAAGAAAGAGCUGUUCAAUCAGCGCCACGCGUCAGUGCGUAAUGUAAUUAAAAGUUGCUUCAGUAUUUUGAAGAGAAGAUUCGUCAUACUAAGAUUAAUGACGAACUUCUAACAUUAUACACAAGGACAAAUUGUCUUUGUCUAUUUUGUUUUGCAUAAAUUUAUGCUGCAUAAUAAUUACCACGAUAGAUUAUUUGUGGAGUACGGCGAUGUGUGGGCGAAUUACGAUGAAUUUCGAAAUUCAUCACAACAAGAAGGAAUUAGAAUUGAUGUGGAUAUGAGUAGCGCCGAAAUGAAUGUUGUACGCGACCGUAUCGCUAAUUGGUUAUGACGUGCAGAGAGAGAAGGACGAUAACAUGCACUGAGGUGUUUGUAUUUGAAUUUAAUAAUAAUUGUUCUACUUUGAUAUUGAUUUUGUCAAA
Punica granatum (pomegranate) is the source of this 1780-nucleotide messenger RNA. NCBI's taxonomy places the organism in Eukaryota, Viridiplantae, Streptophyta, Magnoliopsida, Myrtales, Lythraceae. The record is from RefSeq and is a predicted model, not a curated record.